Gastrolobium bilobum is the source of this 2709-nucleotide messenger RNA. Its product is annotated as probable ADP-ribosylation factor GTPase-activating protein AGD14. Gene Ontology annotation, molecular function: GTPase activator activity. The transcript has 13 exons. Bases 228 to 2243 code for a protein of 671 amino acids. The record is from RefSeq and is a predicted model, not a curated record. Lineage: Eukaryota; Viridiplantae; Streptophyta; Magnoliopsida; Fabales; Fabaceae.
GAACCAAACAAAUCGCUGAGCUAUUUUUAUUUUCCUCGUUCAUCUUCUUCCUUUCGCCGAUUCAGGAACUCCAAAAACCCUAGAUCGAACGCUGCCACCACCGUUUAGCGAUUUUCGGUGGUGGAAUUUUCCGUUCUCUGUUGCUGAAAUUCGAAUACCUGGGAUUCGAAUCGCUCUGAUUUCGAUUGCAGUUUCUAGGAUUUUCUUGUUUCCAAUUUGGGUCGGAAAUGGGAAACAGAAAGGAAGAAGAGAAGAACGAGAAAAUUAUAAGGGGUCUCAUGAAACUUCCGCCAAAUCGAAGAUGUAUAAACUGUAACAGUGUGGGACCUCAAUAUGUAUGUACAAGUUUUUGGACCUUCAUUUGCAUUACAUGCAGCGGAAUACAUCGUGAGUUUACUCAUCGUGUGAAGUCUGUGUCAAUGUCAAAGUUCACUUCAGAAGAAGUUGAUGCUCUUCAAAAUGGUGGUAAUCAGCGUGCAAGGGAACUAUAUUUGAAAAAUUGGGACUUCCAAAGGCAGCGGUUGCCAGAUAGCAGCAAAGUUGAUAAAAUAAGGGAGUUUAUAAGGAAUGUAUAUGUGGAUAGAAAAUAUGCUGGUGCAAAGUCUUCCGAAAAGCCUCCAAGAGAUGCACAGAGCCCUAGAAUUCAUGAAGAAGAGAUAAGGCGAGCCAGUUCUUAUCAUUCAUAUUCUCAAAGUCCCCCAUAUGAUAACCAAUAUGAGGAUCGACGGUAUGGAAAACAAGCAGCUGCACUUACCAGGAAGCCUGGUUCAGAUAAAGUUCGCUAUGAAGGGAAGAUGUCUAGUAUUAUCUGUAGUCCUGGUCGCUUCAGCGAUCAUUCAUAUGAUGAACGAUUUGCAAAUGAGGGAUCUGAGCAAUUUAAAUCCAAUGUUCAGUCUCCUAAGCUUCAGAAGGACAUUGGGUUUAGCAGUCCAUCCUAUCAGCGUUCUGGUUCCAGUUCAAGUGAAGAUGUAUGGUCUCAAGCAAGAAAUACAUCUCAGGAAACUAAUGGCAAUGCCAAGAAAGAUGCAGAUGGAAUUCAUCCUCCACAGAAAACAUCAUUGCAUUCUACAGACAGCAACUUUUCAUCCUUAAGAUCCUACAGUUCUGGUGGUUUAGUUGAUUUUUUCUCAGAACCUGUCCAAGCUUCAGGAUCCCUUCAGAAUAAAGCGUUAGGCAUUCCACGACCAUCUGGUCCUACAAGAUCCGUUAGCAUGGACCUUUCCAAGCCACCAAUGGCAUCAGCUUCACCUAUUGAUCUUUUUCAUUUACCAGCAGCACCAUCUCAAUCUCCGUCGGUGGAUCUGUUUCAAUCAUCUGUUUUAUCUGCAACUCCAUCUUUUAGUGAGAAUCAACUUGUGCAAACAUCCCCAACCACAUCUAUUGACUUCUCUGUGGAUCUUUCUCUGCUGCCUUCUAGUGCAACCUCAGAUGAGAAGUCACUGGAGUUAUCUGUCCCUAAAAAUGAAGGAUGGGCAACAUUUGAUAUGCCUCAGUGCACAUCAUCUACUGCACAAGUGGAAAUUCCAGCUGCAGUACCUUCAAGUGCUGAAUCUCUGCAGGAAAGAUUUGUUCCUUUUUCAACCUUAAAUGCAAGCAUGCAAUGGCCAUCUUUUGAAAGUUCUAGUGUCGGUGUACCUUCUUCAGUUUCAUCUAAUUUAUGGCAUGAUGGUGUGUGGAAUGGAGAAGAUCAAGUUUCUGUUAUGGCAACAAACACUCAACCAUGGAAUGCAUUUGAAGAUUCUGGUGCCCAUCUUCCUGUGGAUGCCCUUGGUCAAGGGUUACAGUUGAACAAUUUUCCAUCAGCUUCUGAGGGAUCCAAUAAAGUUGGAGUGCAAGGCAUGGCCCCUAUUAGUGGAUUUGAUAGUCACGACAUCGCAUCACAUAUCAGUGGCUCACUGUAUCCUCCACCCAUGCUUACUCAAAUGGGAGAUAAUCAACCCAAUGGAAUCAAUUAUAAAUCAACAAAUCCAUUUGAUUAUCCAUAUGAUUCUGAUGUAGAUCGCAAUGAUAUGUUCCUUGAUAUGAGCUCUUUGCAAGCUGCUCUGCCAGAUGCCCUAUUGCCAGCCACCUUCCAUAGUGGUAUAGCUGAACCCUGGGUCCCUCAAAAUACGGUGUCCCCCUAUAUUUCCUCUGCAGGAGAAGGUGGUUUGUCAUUCAUGGCUGUGCAAUCACCAAGUUCUCAAAUACAGAACAUCCAGACACAGGAACCAGUUGCUUCGUUUGGUGGAAAUCCUUUUGCAUAGGAUUAUGAUGUAGAAUGUAGUGUUGCUUUGAUAUAGAAAUUUAUGUGUAGCCAGUGUAGUUAUUCAUGGAAGUAAUUUUAGUGCUUUGUUACGACAAAAUGUAGUUCAUUAUUUCCACUCGAGGAAGGCUUUGCAAUUCACAGUUCCUGCAAUAUUCAGGCCAUGCAUUUGUUAUACUGUAAUUGAAUUACAUUAUGAUUAGAAUUCUUGAUGCAGGUAUUGAACUUCAUCAAUUUGGGUUUAUUAGAUUGAGACUAUUGAGGGUAUUCCACUUUGUUCAUGAUUGUAAUUUUACGAGAGCAUUUGUUGUUCAUGCCUAUUGAAUAAUGUAUAAUUCUGACUAUAUUAUUAUUAUUCUUUUUAAGUGCUGGAUUUGUUGAUCAACUUCAGGUUGAUUUAGGGACAUUUGAAAAUAAAACAGCGCUGUUAGCGUUGUUUACUAAUUUUAGUGUUACAUCUUAAUUUC